AUGGUGUACGUGGUGGUGGUGGUACCGGUGGUGGAAGACAGUGGAGGUGGCGAUGGUAGUGGCGGUGAAAGGCAGUGGAGGUGGACGUGGUGGAAAACGAUGGUGGUCGUAGAGGUCAGUGGUGGUGACGAUAAUGAUGGAGGUGGCAGCGUUAUUAGUGGAGGCAACGAUGGUGUGGUUGUGGUGGAAGGCGAUGACAGUGGUGGCAGUGGUAGCGGUAGAAGGCAGUACUGGUAUAGGUGGAAGGUGGCAUUGGUGAAAUACAUUUGCAAUGAUGGCAGCGGUAGUGGUGGUGGUAAUGGUAACGGUGGUAGUGGCAAUGAUGGUGGUGGAAGGCAAUGGAAGGGGCGGUGGUCGGCAGUGGUGGUGGAAAUCGGUGGUGGCAGUGAAAGGCACUGGAGGCGGAGGUAG
Messenger RNA from Cornus florida, 411 nucleotides. Its product is annotated as putative glycine-rich cell wall structural protein 1. The record is from RefSeq and is a predicted model, not a curated record. NCBI's taxonomy places the organism in Eukaryota, Viridiplantae, Streptophyta, Magnoliopsida, Cornales, Cornaceae. The transcript has a single exon. The coding region runs from base 1 to 411 and encodes 136 amino acids.